AUGGCAUUCAUAUGCCUCAAAAAGAAUUCAUUACGGCAACCAGCCAGAAUGUCUUCAAAAAAUCCUUUUCUAAAUUCAAGCGAUGACGAAGACUACAAAUUUGGUAAUACAAACAAAGCCAAAGCAGAGACAAGGCGAUCUGAGCUCUUAGACCAGGCUAAAAGCAUGAAUCAAAGAAAAAUUGAAUCAACUCAACGUACACUUGCGCUUAUAAAUGAAAGUGAGGUUGUGGGAAUCUCCACUGCAGAGGUUAGCUUGACUUUUUUUAUUUCUCAGCAAUUGAGCCAACAGGGAGAACAGCUCAGAAAUAUCGACGCAAAACUUGGAAUGAUGGACGAAAACCUGAAUGAAUCACAAAAAAACUUAAACGGAAUGAACAGUUUUUUUCGUAGCUUUUUUUCUCCCAAAAAAUCAAAAAUUUCAAGUACAACAGUAAAUCAGAAGAAUACUGAGAGUAAAUCCUCUUUUGUGCAAAAUGAUCCUCCUCAAAUACAAACGACUGGAACGUCAGAUUUAGAUGAUAACCUCGGAAUGAUUGCUUCUGGAAUUGGACGUCUAAAGGGACUUGCUAUUGGCCUCAAUGAUGAGAUUGAUCAACAAAAUAAAGAUUUGGUGAAAUUAAAUUCAAAAACUGCAAAAAUUGAUCUCAAAUUGUCUUCGCAACAGGCACAAAUUAAAAAAAUUAUUUAA
This is a messenger RNA of Octopus sinensis (East Asian common octopus), 690 nucleotides long. RefSeq names its product synaptosomal-associated protein 25-A-like. Gene Ontology annotation, biological process: exocytosis; synaptic vesicle priming; synaptic vesicle fusion to presynaptic active zone membrane. The coding region runs from base 1 to 690 and encodes 229 amino acids. The record is from RefSeq and is a predicted model, not a curated record. Gene Ontology annotation, molecular function: SNAP receptor activity; syntaxin binding. Gene Ontology annotation, cellular component: SNARE complex; plasma membrane. The transcript has 2 exons. NCBI's taxonomy places the organism in Eukaryota, Metazoa, Mollusca, Cephalopoda, Octopoda, Octopodidae.